Pectinophora gossypiella (pink bollworm) is the source of this 402-nucleotide messenger RNA. RefSeq names its product centrosomal protein 20-like. The annotation marks the transcript as partial. The record is from RefSeq and is a predicted model, not a curated record. Gene Ontology annotation, molecular function: protein binding. Gene Ontology annotation, biological process: microtubule anchoring; cilium assembly. Gene Ontology annotation, cellular component: motile cilium; centrosome; ciliary basal body. Lineage: Eukaryota; Metazoa; Arthropoda; Insecta; Lepidoptera; Gelechiidae. The transcript has 3 exons.
AUGACUACAAAGAACAUGACGACUGAAAAAGAUCUUUUAAACGCUAUAAAGGAUUUGCUGAAGAGAAGUGGUCAUUUGAAUAAAUUUCAAGCCGAGGUACAAGCGAACAUCACGCAGUUACUAAAAAGCCGUAACACAAUGACGGCUGGAACCAAGAAGACUGCUCCGCCGCCGCCACCAGAGGAGGUGUUACUAAUCAAUGAACUGGUUAGGGAGUACUUAGAAUGGCACGGAUACCUGUACACUUCAUCAGUGAUGAUGUCAGAAGCAGCCAUGCCUGACGAGAAGAAAGCCAGAGGUGACCUCUGUGCAGCCAUUGGAGUCAAGGACGACGAAAAAUCAUCAGCCCUUCCACUCCUCUCCAACAUUGUCGCAGCUUAUCAGAAUCAUGAACUGAAUCAU